Messenger RNA from Truncatella angustata, 392 nucleotides. RefSeq lists its product as uncharacterized. Lineage: Eukaryota; Fungi; Ascomycota; Sordariomycetes; Amphisphaeriales; Sporocadaceae. The record is from RefSeq and is a predicted model, not a curated record. Bases 92 to 319 code for a protein of 75 amino acids. The transcript has a single exon.
UGCAACCCCUCUAAAUAGUGCAUGCAUCGCAGUCGCGAUAACGUGCCGUUCUUGAGUUAUACCACAUUCUGGUGGCGCCUAGUACAAAUAAAUGAUUUGCAGCAUGAACACUAAGUAUUCUCCCAGCGACUCAUUGCCCAAGCGAUCAGCAUUGAAGAAUGUUCAAGUGAUCACGAGGACAGACCACAAGGAAAUUAAAAUCCCGUCGGCCCCGUAUGCACGGGAAGCCCCAAGCAAUACAGGACAUACCUCUCAUACGAAGGUUGCAAUGUUCUGCAGGGGACUUUGCUUCUUCAAUAUGCGUUCCCCCAAAUGCUAAAUUUCCCCCAUACGAUAAGAAGGAAGAUUUAUGGAGCGCAAACGCCCGUGUCACGACUUACAAAUUAAUAUCG